This is a messenger RNA of Anguilla anguilla (European eel), 3139 nucleotides long. Its product is annotated as pyroglutamylated RF-amide peptide receptor. The record is from RefSeq and is a predicted model, not a curated record. Gene Ontology annotation, cellular component: membrane. Gene Ontology annotation, biological process: G protein-coupled receptor signaling pathway. Bases 184 to 1545 code for a protein of 453 amino acids. The transcript is spliced from 7 exons. Gene Ontology annotation, molecular function: peptide binding; neuropeptide Y receptor activity. Lineage: Eukaryota; Metazoa; Chordata; Actinopteri; Anguilliformes; Anguillidae.
CGCUUGUAGAUUGUGCAAUGUAGUCGAAAUCUGGAGUUUUAACUUCCAACAGAAGUGGCAUUCACAAUAGUCCAUGCACAUAUUUAACACAAGAAAGAACCUUACACAAAUCGGUCUUCUUCUAUAUAGCCUAUAUCUACUGUGGAGACAUACGUCGUCAUAUUUUAAACGAAGAAAACUAGAAUGAACUUAACGCCGCAGCUCUUGGAUCUCUUGCUGGAAGCCUCAAACUUCUCCAGGAGGCAGUUCAUCCAGGAAUAUGGUCCACCGCCCCUGGUAUACAUCCCACGGCUGCCCUCUGCACUGCAACCCAUCUUUGGCCUCGUCUAUGUGCUGAUCUUCAUCCUGGCUCUGGUUGGCAACACAACCGUGCUCAUUCUGCUGUGUCGGAGGAAAGCCCUGCAGUCACCCAGCACCUUCUUUAUCUGCUCAUUGGCGUUGAGUGAUCUUCUGAUCUCCAUCUUCUGCAUGCCUGCCACAUUGCUCCAGCAUUUCUUCACAAACUGGUUGGCAGGCGAUUUCCUGUGCAAGUUAAUACCAUUUCUGCAGGUGACUGCCAUAGCAACCAGCAUUCUCACAAUGACUUGCAUCGCCGUGGAACGAUUUAAAGGAAUUCUGUACCCACUGAAGCUACAGAGUGGCUAUUCCCCAUGUCAUGCCAUGAAGAUGCUUGGUCACAUGGUCUUCAUCAUUCCAUCCGGUUCAGCUGAACAGCUAUUUCCAUUUCUUCCAGUCGCCGUGUGGUUGAUUGCUCUGGCAGUUGCAGGCCCAAUGUGGUAUGCACACAAAGUGGAGGUGAAAUAUGACUUCCUGUAUGACGUGCAUUACACGUGCUGCCAAGAAGUGUGGCCCCACCCGAAGCAGAGGCAGACCUAUACCACUGUCCUCUCAGUCCUCGUCUUUCUGGUCCCCAUGCUGAUCAUGGCUGUGCUGUACGGGAGGAUAAUGGCAGAACUGUGGGGUAAACACAGAGUCCACGAUGUCAUGUUUCAGGCUCUCCCGGGGUCAGAGAUCAAGAAGAUCACCAGAAAGAGAAGACAUGCUGUGAAGAUGAUGGCCACUGUGGUUCUCCUGUUUGCCGUCUGCUGGGCUCCUUUUCAGUUAGUCUCCCUUCUCUCUGACUACGGAAUGCUGAACUUGAACUCAGAUCAUGAGUUCAUGGUGUUCAGCACGGUCCAGAUUUUGGGAUUCAGCAACUCUGUGUGCAACCCGCUGGUGUACGCAGCCCUCAACAACAACUUCAAGAAGGACCUGGUGGGCUUGCUGAGGCGGGGCAGGGGGAAGGGCUGGUGCCCGCCCCGGCAGCUGAGGCGGAAGGUUCGGGUGGGUGUCUCGGCCAAUGAGCCGCCCUGUCUCAGGAAGUGUGCGGAGCGGGACACCAACAGGGGGGCGCGCCAGUGGAGCAGGGUGGCCUGGGAGGCGGAGCCCACCACUUCACGCACCUUCCCUCAAAGUCACCUCUUCAGGGUGGCCACCAAAAAGACCAGCAGCCCACUGCUGCUCAGUGUCACUGACCCCCUCCCCGUUAGCACCUCCCGCUCAUAAGCACCAACACACUCCUACCCCUGCUAGGUGCCGACUGUGGCUGGUAGCUGCAUAGGGUGAUGUGCGGUUGCCAUCUCCCAGGGUACAGUAGGGAUGCGUUUUAUCGCUCUCUGGCAACCCCCGCAGGCCGAUCAGGCGCCCGCGGACUGCAUGCCAAAGCCGCGUAUGAAAUGUGCGCCUCCGAGCUUGGAAGCAGUCUGUGGUGUGAAAAGCAGGAGGCUGGUGACACGCCAUCGUUUUCCGGAGGAGAACCGCGAUGUCUUCAUGCUGCUGAAUUGGCAGCGGAGAUUGCACCUGAACAUGGCUACAAAAAUCAGUUGUGUGUUACAAGUUAGGGUGGGAAUUGGACAUGUUCAGCCCAAUCUUGAGGGCCAAAUUUUAAUAAUAAUCAUUUUUUUUUAAAACACUAUAAUUAUGUGUAUGUGUUUGGGUGUUUAAAUAUUUUUUUUAAUUGAUCAAUGGGCAUUAUUCUUGAGGGGAAAAAAAUUGGUGCUUUGCUGACAAGCAUUUAUAUAAUGGAAGUCAAAUCAGAAGUUAACAAGAUUAUCGUGAUAGAGUUGCAUCUCUUUAGAGUUUAGGGAGUUUUCAUUGCUCUUUGGAAUUGGCAAGAAGGCACGUUGUAUUUCAAGCACUGUGUAUACGCAUUUUAUCAGAUAUGUGGUAAAUGUAAAUGCAAGCAAGUAAACCAAUGUAGUGUCUGUUUUGGUUUGUGGUAAACCUACCAUGUGUUGUAGAAUAAGCUCAUUUAAAUGGUUUGCAUUACUGUGCUAAAAUGCACUGGGGAUUCAAUUUUUAGUUGCUGAAAGAAAUGUAUUUUGGUGUUUAUUUUGAAAACUUUGUUUGUCAUUACUAUUCAGGAACAAGAACCCUCAUUGAAAAAGUCUUUGAGAGAAUAUAGAAUAUAGAGGCUUCAGCUCCUGUUGGAUUAACAGGCCUGGUUGGUAGCACCACAUGUUCAGUGUACAAUGUGAAUCACGGCAUCUACUAAUGACUAGGGAAAGUAUGCAAGUAUUAUAUUCUUUGUGUUAUAACAACCAUUUCAGUGAAAGCUCUUGAAGCUUUCCAUAUAAAUUAAUAAUUAAUUUAAAUUAAUAACUGCAGUGCAACAAUGGAACCAUAGCCAUGUAAAAUGUUAUUUGUAAUCUCAAAGUAGAAAGUCCCUGAAAUCCCUUUGCAUCUAUUGCCUGAUUGGUUUUCCCAAAGCAUACAUGGAUGUACUUACUUAUAAUGGCCUUGUUAAAUUUUACAUAAUCAGACAUUCAGUACAGGCUAAUUCCCUACUUUCUUUUAUACUUUAGUGUACAGGAAGAAUGAUCAAGCAGAAAUAACUGUGUAAAUACUAACACCUUUAUUUUCAAACAGAACAUGUUACAUGGAUAUUCCCUUAUCUACUCAGAAACAAUAAAUACUAUAAUUUAAUACAAUUUACAUAAAUAUUUGUAUGAAAAAGUAAAAAAACAAGUGAAUAUCCAUUUCAAUAAUUAAUCAAUUAAUUGAAAAGUAGUACAAAAAUAAGGACAAAUUCCAUAGGAAAAAAACCUCACACAUAUGGCAAACUAUCAACAUAAAUUGUGUAGUGAGGUGCAAAUACAUU